AGUAGUACCAACCGAACCGCUUAUUGACGAGGUCACUAAAGCAUUGACCUUGAGAGUUUCAAACGAAUGAGUCUCCUCUGUAUGCAUACGUCCUCCAUAGCCUUCCCAUUUUUGAACUCACGUCGAAAGUUCAAAAUAAAAGAAAAAGUUUGUAAAAUUUAUUCUCACGAAUCUUCCAUCGCAACUUUGUUGUUUUCUGUAGUUAAUCCUCAUAUAUACUAAACCCUUGUAAUUAAGAAACCUCGUAAGAAUGGCUGUGGCGAGUUUGUAUCGGCGAUCACUUACCUCUCCUCCUGCGAUUGACUUUUCUUCUACCGAUGGCAAGGUACGGAUCAAUUUUUGUCUCUGGCUUGCUUGUGCCCUAAGUUGUUGUUUUUCUUUGCAGAAUAUAUUCAAAGAAGCGGUUCAGAAAGGAACAAUGGAAGGAUAUUUCAGUUUAAUUUCUUAUUUCCAGACGCUGUCUGAACCUGCCUUUUCUGGUUUGGCUAGCCUUUCAGUGGUCUUGAAUGCCCUUUCCAUCGAUUCCGACCGAAAAUGGAAAGUUAAGUUUCAUCGCAAGUAUGACCCAUUUUGUUUUAUGCAUUUUCUUCCUAUAGGAUCUUGGAGGUGGUUUGAUGAAUCAAUGCUGGAUUGCUGCGAAUCUCUGGAGAUAGUGAAAGAAAAAGGGAUUUCAUUUGGAAAACUUGUGUGUUUGGCUCAUUGUUCAGGAGCUAAAGUGGAAGCUUUCCGCACAAGUCAUAGUACCAUUGAUGAUUUCAGAAAAUUCGUAGUGGCAUGCUCCAUUUCUGAGAAAUGCCAUAUGAUCUCGUCAUAUGAUAGAGGAGUGUUUAAGCAGACUGCAACUUCUCACUUUUCACCUAUAGGUGGCUAUAGUGCUGAAAGAGACAUGGCUCUGAUUCUUGAUGUCGGUCGUUUUAAGUAUCCUCCUCACUGGGUUCCUCUUAAACUUCUUUGGGAAGCCAUGGACACCAUUGAUCAGUCAACAGGGAAACGUAGAGGGUUCAUGCUCAUUUCUAGACUCCACAAAGACCCAGGAUUGCUUUAUACUCUGAGCUGCAAAGAUGAAAGUUGGAUCAGCAUAGUCAAGUAUUUGAAGGAAGACGUUCCUCGUCUUGUAAGUUCACAGCAUGUAGAUACUGUUGAAAAAAUCUUAUCAGUUGUGUUCAAGUCCCUUCCGUCCAACUUCAACACAUUCAUUAAAUGGGUGGCUGAGAUCCGAAGAACAGAGGACGCAAAACCAAAUCUUAGUGCAGAGGAGGAAUCAAGGCAAAAGUUGAAGCGAGAUGAACUGACGCAAGUGCAUGAAACCGAACUGUUCGAGCACGUGAGCAAGUUCUUAACCUCAGUGGGCUACGAAGAAAAUCUAUCAUUCGCAGCUGCUACGGCUUGUUGCCAAGGAGCCAAAGUCUUAUCCGGAUGCUCAUCAAACGAGUACUAUUGUCGCGAAACUUCUGUGAAAUGCAUCAAAGGUCAUGGGCCUUCUGGAGUGGAGGAAGCCACAGUUAUAGCCGGAGUUGUGGUUCGUGACGGUAGUGAACAAGAGGUUGACCUAUUGGUGCCGUCGACUCAACCUGUCUCGAAAGGAAGUGAAUAUUAUAGUCCGGAGUCAAAGUAUCCAUCAGGCAGCGAUGCAUUCACCGCGCUUCUGAUGGCUUUACCUCCACAGACAUGGUUUGGAAUCAAAGACCAAGCUCUUCAAACCAAAAUGAAGAAGCUGGUCUCCGUUGGCACCUUCUCGACUAUGCAUCACGAAGAGGUAUCUCAUCUUAGGAGACAACUUAUAAUGCUAAAGCGAUGCCAAGAGAAGAAGGAAGAGGAAGACCUCACCGCUCCUCUCUCUUAAUUCAAUCUAGUUCCAAUUUCUCAGAACUCUAUAUUUGCAAAGAACAAUGUGGAAUUGUGUGAUAUAUGCAAACCAGGUGUUUAUUAGUUUUUUGUGAACAUUUGUUAGUUUAUGUUUUACUAAUUCAAAAAAUCAGUAUGAUAAAUUUUUAUUUAUACAAAUUCUUUUUGAUUAACAUUUAAUUAUAAAUAAUUUAUUAUCUUAAUUUUCAAUUUUUAUAAUAGAAAAAUAUUAUUUCAAGAUAACAAUACAAUAUAUAAGAUAACAACACAAUAUAAUAACAAUUAUCUUAUUAAAAUAUAUAUAGGAAUUAUAUUUUUACAAUAAAAUAUAUUUUUAGAUUUUGGAUCAUUUUUAUUAUUAUUAAUUUUAAUCAUUUAUAUUAUUAAAAAAAUCAAAAUCGUUUUUAUUUUUUACUAAUUUAGAUAUUUAAUUCAUUAAGAAAAUCGAUAUUAACCGGUCUAACUUUUAACGUGGAGCUCCGUUGUGAAAAAUCAGUUCGCUCGCAAAUAAUAGUAUACAUCUAUAUACUAUGCAAGCUAUUAACCAUAUAGAUCACUCGAGAACGUCAAAAUCCGAGGAAACGAUGUAAGCAUAAAAUCUUGCAAACGAUUCAUUUAUGACAAUGUUAACAUCCGAGUACUAUAAUUCAUGUCAUAUGCACAACAUUG
This is a messenger RNA of Brassica napus (rape), 2514 nucleotides long. Its product is annotated as glutathione gamma-glutamylcysteinyltransferase 1. The transcript is spliced from 8 exons. The record is from RefSeq and is a predicted model, not a curated record. NCBI's taxonomy places the organism in Eukaryota, Viridiplantae, Streptophyta, Magnoliopsida, Brassicales, Brassicaceae. The coding region runs from base 251 to 1843 and encodes 530 amino acids. Gene Ontology annotation, biological process: cellular detoxification of cadmium ion; detoxification of copper ion; phytochelatin biosynthetic process. Gene Ontology annotation, molecular function: metal ion binding; glutathione gamma-glutamylcysteinyltransferase activity.